AUGAACGCGCAGCCAGGCGCCCGCACCUCCGACGCUGCCGUCGCCUUUGCGUCUACGACCCCCGCAGGCGGCCGAACCCCUCGCGUUGAAGAGCAUGGCCAACGCAGCGCGCUGGCCUCGCGCAUCCUGCACCUUGGGUCUGUUGACCCCACCGCCGCUGAGUCGGCGCGUGCCUUGCCGGCCUCUACCAGCCCAUCCGUGCCGCCAGAUGCGAACCCCAACGGUGGCUGCCUCAUCGAAUACAGCACCUAUGUCACAAGGGCCAGCGGCUUGCAAACCAAACUGUAG
This is a messenger RNA of Coniophora puteana RWD-64-598 SS2, 288 nucleotides long. RefSeq lists its product as uncharacterized. The coding region runs from base 1 to 288 and encodes 95 amino acids. The transcript is spliced from 2 exons. NCBI's taxonomy places the organism in Eukaryota, Fungi, Basidiomycota, Agaricomycetes, Boletales, Coniophoraceae. The record is from RefSeq and is a predicted model, not a curated record.